AUGUCUUUAAAUGAAGAGGAUGAUGAGGGGUGUCCAAAACAACUUGCGAUACCCCCCAAAAUACAAGAUGAGUUAGCUCAUGUAAUUCAGACAUCUUUGAAGAGCAUAGCUGUACAAGUAAAUAAUCUAAAUAAGUAUGCUGAAGACCUACUUGGAGGGAUAUCCAAAGAGGUUGAUUGGUUUUAUCAAAGACUUCAGGUUUUACAAGAACGUGUAAUCUACUUAACUGACAAUAUUACUCAAAAGAAUGAAAACCGAAGAUUAUCCUUGUCAGCUGGGAAAUCACAGAAGACUUCUCAAAGCACAGGUAUUCAAAACCAGCAGAAGUACUCCAGACCAUUAGUUGUUAAAAUGUAUGAAACGCAUGAUGCUUGCGUACAGACAUUGCCUCUCCACAUUCCUACUGUUUAUUGCGAAGAUGACUUAGAAGGUUUACAGCUUUCUCAUGGAACUUCCUGUGUUUUUCAACUCUGUAAAGAAAAGAGCAUACAUGAAAGUAAAGAGAAGUUCAAACAAAAGAAUAAACACCUGAUUAAUUUCAAUGUUUCAAAAAGUGCUCCUCAAAGUCAGGGAUUCCAAAAUAAUGCUUCAGUCAGCCAUAUGCAAACCACUUGUGGAGAGAUCACUAAUUCACAUGCAAAUCAACCAACUCAGCCUUCUUUGACCAGUUACCAAUUUAAUGAAAUCAGUGAAAUUGGUAGGCUUCUAACAAGAACUGUAGGAAAGAUGCUAUCCAGGCCUUUAUGCAAACUGAUGGAUGGAGCUAGAGACCUAAAACCACCAUGCAUCAGUUAUGGAAUUGGGAUGGGAGAAGAGUUGCCACCUCAACCACAAAUUCAACCUAAAACAAAUGUGUUUGUGAGCCCUAUGGCCCCGAAUUCUCCACCUCCAUUACCGCCGGAUUGGUUAGCUGCUUUAAGAGCUUCAAAGAUGGCAAAUCAACCUCAAAUCAUACAUUACCCAUCUCAAUUUCCAUCACCAAUUUUGAGAAAUCCACCAGGAAUACCACAACCUGUUCAUCCACCAACUAUUUCUGAGGCAGCCCCUCCAUUUACUGCACCUAAAUUAGUCGUCGCUCCACCAGUACCUGAACUUUUGCAGUGCUACAAAAUGUUAGCAAAUGAGCUAUCCCCACAAAAAAAAGAAAAGGAUGUAUCUCCACCUAUAUCUCCUUCUCCAAUAAUCUCACGUAAAAUUGAAACAAACAUCAGAGUUACAAAUCCAACUAGCCAUGCUGCACAGCCACCAGCAUCAUCAGUUUGUCCAUCUGUUAGGUCUGUGUCUGCAAAGUCACCAAGAUCUACAGUUGUAGAAUCAGCAAGAUCUUCAGUUACACCACCAACAAGAUAUCUGAUUUCAGCAACUACAUCUUCAUUCAUGCCCUUACCAAGACCUUCAAGCCCACAAAAGUCAAAAACUUCAGUUCCACUGUCACGUCAACAAGUAUCAAGAUCUUCAGUUCCAUCAUCAAGCUGUUCAGUUUUCCAGUCAACAAAAAGUUCCGUUCAUCCAUUCUCAAGAAGCAUAAAUGCACAAUCAAGAAAAUCACCCGCUGCUCUUUCAGCAAGCCGCUCAGCUCCACAAUCAGCAGGACAUUUGAUUCCACCACAAUCCGCAUCUUCAAAUGUGAAGUCUUCAUGCCUCCAGCCAUUAGUUUCUUUUGUACAGUCAUCAUCAGCUUGCAUUCCAAAAUCUUGGGAUCCAAAUUCCCAAGCCUUAUCAGUGUCUCAAUCCUCCCAAGUUCCAAUUUGUCAAGAUUUCCAACUAGCUCCAUCAACUCCACCCAUAUAUAAUAAUGCAAGAAGUGUCCUGAUGGAAGCAAUAAAAAAAGGUGUGCUGCUACGGAAAACAGAACAUCCAUGUGUCCUGAAAGCUAAAAUAGAGAUUGCUAAAAAUGAGCCACCUUUUAUCCAGAUACAACAUCAAGCUGCAGAAUGCACUUCUGUCAAAUUUCAGAGAAAGGCAACUUAG
Molecule: messenger RNA, 1971 nt
Organism: Ochotona princeps (American pika)
Lineage: Eukaryota; Metazoa; Chordata; Mammalia; Lagomorpha; Ochotonidae
Product: actin-binding protein WASF1-like
Exons: 1
Coding region: 1-1971 (656 amino acids)
Molecular function (GO): actin binding
Source: RefSeq, a predicted model, not a curated record